Molecule: messenger RNA, 2375 nt
Organism: Bradysia coprophila
Lineage: Eukaryota; Metazoa; Arthropoda; Insecta; Diptera; Sciaridae
Gene: CapaR
Product: Capability receptor
Biological process (GO): neuropeptide signaling pathway
Cellular component (GO): plasma membrane
Molecular function (GO): neuromedin U receptor activity
Source: RefSeq, a predicted model, not a curated record
UGUUUGGAUGCAACAACGAUCGGUUCGGGGAAUUGAAUUGUGUAACGCAUUUGAUGCAAUGAUUUGUUGAAGAUAAGAAAGAUUUGUGAAAAUAAAAAGUUAGGGAAAUUGUAACGGUUUCAGCAGAACUCCAAUUUCGGUGAACCUUAUAAUUAUGGUGCAAACUGAUAGAAGUAGUAGAUUAUAAACCAUCGGUGUGUACGCUCAUCAGUGUGUAAAGAGUUUCAACAAAAACAAAAUGUUGUUAUUGUAACCAAAAAUAGAAUCAUUCACCAAAAAUAUUCAAAUUAAUUGAACAGCCCCAAUCAGGUACCUAAACCAAAAAUUAAAGUGAAAAAAAAAGAAAAGUUUUCGGGUGCCUAGCACUGUUAGCAUGUAACACAAAAUUGGUUGGAAAUCGAAAUGCUUCCAGCUAUGAUGCAAAGUGAUCUUUUAAGUAAUUUUACUAGUACAGAAGAUGUGAUAUCAUUGAUUUACAAGAAUGUGAGCGAAACAACCGAAAUACCACCGCCUUUCCACCGGUGUGAUAUUGACGAGAGAAAUGAUAAUUUCAAUUGCACUGCAGAGGAAUAUCUGCGGUUCUAUCGGGGACCACAAACUCUGCCGCUUAUUAUUGUAUUGCCAGUUACCAUACUGUACGUGGGUGUCUUCAUAGCUGGUAUUGUAGGAAAUGUAAUUGUCUGUGUGGUUAUAAUAAGGCAUUCGUCAAUGCAUACCGCAACGAAUUAUUAUUUAUUUAGUUUAGCUGUAUCAGAUCUUAUCUAUUUAAUGUUUGGUCUUCCAUAUGAUUUAAGUCUAUUUUGGUAUCAAUAUCCAUUUUCACUGGGAUUAGCAUUCUGCAAGCUGAGAGCAUUGAUAUCGGAAGCCUCUACAUAUGUGUCGGUGCUGACUAUAGUCGCAUUUUCAAUGGAAAGGUUUCUAGCCAUAUGCCAUCCACUUCACUUAUACGCAAUGAGUGGUUUCAAACGAGCUGUUCGAAUUAUUGCCGCAUUAUGGGUGAUCAGUUUUUUGAGUGCUGUGCCUUUCGGGGUGUAUAGUAAAAUCGACUACAUAUACUAUCCGCCAGAUGGCAGAAAAAUAUUGGAUUCGGCUUUCUGUGCCAUGCUCUCAAAUCCACCCGGAUUUCCACUGUGGGAAGUGUCAUCACUGGUAUUCUUUGCCAUACCAAUGGCCGUUAUGAUAAUACUGUAUGGCCGGAUGGGUCUUCAAAUCAGAUUUCGAUCAAAGCAUACAUCAGUUUUGGGUGUUCAACAAGGAUCGCAGCAUGGCGAGUCUAAACAAUCACAGGCUAGGAAAGCUAUAAUUAGAAUGUUGGCUGCUGUUGUAAUCACCUUUUUUGUCAGCUGGGCACCGUUUCACGCACAACGACUUAUGUUUCUCUACGCAAAAGACUGGCCUGAAUACGAAACUCUGAACACGUGGCUAUUCUCCGUUGCCGGACUAUUUUAUUAUUUUUCGUGCACAAUAAAUCCAAUAUUGUACAACGUUAUGUCCCAUCGCUAUCGAGUUGCAUUCAAGGAAACACUGUGCGGAAAACGUCAUGGAUACCACAAAUCCAAUGGCUUUUCACGCGAGGCACAAUCUAGCGUACGCGAAACUAUGAUUUCCAGCACUAGUGGCUACGACCCGCAUUUGGUACGCAUGAGAUCAACCAGGCAGUCAAGGAUAAAGGAUCGUGACGGGAAUGUUAACAGUACAUGGACUAAAACGUCGUUGCUGAAGGAUAAUAUUGAAGAAGAAACCAGUCCAACGAGCGAUGGACCGACAACUGAUGUAGUAGUUGUCAUCCGAAAUACAGGUAACGGUCAGCCUAAAUGUUUUACAUCGAAUCAAAUUCCCAGCAAUAAUGCCGAUUCGUCGCUAGCAAAAGAUGAAACGUGUAUUUGAAAUGGAAAAAUUUUAAUAAAUGAAUCCGCCACAUAAACAUCAUUUUAAAGUUUAAAAACAUAAAUUAACCUUCUAAACGACAUAAAACUAAACAUAAAAAAUAAAAUCUUUUGUGUAACAAAUUUCCGUCUAUAAACUUACAAAAAAAUUAUAAAUGUUUCCUUCGUAGUAAUCGAUGAAAAUCAAUAAUACCUACCAUAGCACUUCCUAGCCACGACACAAUAUUUAUAGAGACCAUUUUAGAGUUGCACUUUGAACACUAUUUGCCGAUUUGCACUCUACUCUAUGAAAUCAAUUUGUACCGUUACUAGAGAGUACUAUGUACAAAAAAUAAAAAAAUAAAUGAAAGAACAAGACAUGCUGUAACUUUUGCUUAUGAAAUUGGAAAAAAAAUCUGUCAAACUGUCAAACGUGUUAUAACCAGUAAACCCAUUUUAUAUAGUGAAAAUGUUACUAAAUUAAUGUCAGAAAAUAAAUUCACAUUUAAA